This is a messenger RNA of Tachyglossus aculeatus (Australian echidna), 1379 nucleotides long. Its product is annotated as creatine kinase U-type, mitochondrial. Gene Ontology annotation, biological process: phosphocreatine biosynthetic process. Gene Ontology annotation, cellular component: mitochondrion. The record is from RefSeq and is a predicted model, not a curated record. The transcript is spliced from 9 exons. Bases 1 to 1257 code for a protein of 418 amino acids. Gene Ontology annotation, molecular function: creatine kinase activity. Lineage: Eukaryota; Metazoa; Chordata; Mammalia; Monotremata; Tachyglossidae.
AUGGCCGGUCCCUUCUCCCGCCUGCUGUCCGCCCGCCCGGGGCUCCGGCUCCUCGCCGCGGCCGGCGCCGGCUCUCUGGCCGCGGGCUUCCUGCUCCGCCCGGACCCGCUGCGGGCCGCCGGGGAGCGGAGAAGGCUGUACCCGCCCAGUGCCGAGUACCCUGACCUCCGCAAGCACAACAACUGCAUGGCCAGCCAUCUGACCCCGACCCUUUACGCCCGGCUCUGUGACAAGACCACACCUACUGGCUGGACAUUAGACCAGUGUAUCCAGACGGGCGUGGACAACCCCGGCCACCCCUUCAUCAAGACCGUGGGCAUGGUGGCUGGAGAUGAAGAGACCUAUGAGGUGUUCGCGGACCUGUUUGACCCGGUGAUCCAGGAGCGACACAAUGGCUACAAUCCCCGCUCCAUGAGACACAUAACCGACCUGGAAGCCAGCAAGAUCCGGUCCGGCCACUUUGACGAGCGGUACGUGCUGUCCUCACGGGUGCGGACGGGCCGCAGCAUCCGGGGGCUCAGCCUGCCCCCCGCGUGUACGCGGGCCGAACGGCGAGAGGUGGAGAGGGUGGUGGUAGACGCGCUGAGUGGCUUGAAAGGAGACCUGGAGGGACGCUACUACCGGCUCAGCGACAUGACGGAGGCGGAGCAGCAGCAGCUCAUCGAUGAUCACUUCCUGUUUGACAAACCCGUGUCCCCCUUGCUGACUGCAGCUGGCAUGGCCCGAGACUGGCCCGAUGCCCGUGGAAUCUGGCACAAUAACGAGAAGAGCUUCCUGAUCUGGGUGAAUGAAGAGGAUCACACUCGGGUCAUCUCCAUGGAGAAGGGUGGAAACAUGAAGAGGGUGUUUGAGAGGUUCUGCAGGGGACUCAAAGAGGUGGAGCGGCUGAUCCAGGAGCGCGGCUGGGAGUUCAUGUGGAACGAGCGUCUGGGCUACAUCCUCACCUGCCCCUCCAACCUGGGCACCGGACUGCGGGCCGGCGUCCACGUCAAACUGCCCCUGCUGAGCAAGGACAGUCGCUUCCCUAAGAUCCUGGAGAACCUGAGGCUGCAGAAACGUGGCACUGGGGGUGUGGACACAGCGGCCACGGGCAGCACGUUUGACAUCUCCAACUUGGACCGUCUGGGGAGGUCGGAGGUGGAACUGGUCCAGCUGGUCAUCGACGGUGUCAAUUACCUGGUAGACUGUGAGCGGCGUCUGGAGAAGGGCCAGGACAUCCGCGUGCCGGCUCCCCUCGCCACCACCCCCAAGCACUGACCCACUGACUGACUGACCCCACCUCCAGCCCCUCGCUGGACCCCAGCCCUGACUCGGCCCCUGCCCAGCCCCCGCCCCCGGGACUUGGGCCACGACGCAUCCAGUAAAAUCCGGUAAUGCGA